AUGCGCUUCAAAUGCGCCGUUCCCGGUGCUCAGCGGCUGCUGCUGAGCGUCACAGGCUACAGUGGCAGCUUGCGGCGAGAUGUAGAGACCAUGGCAAAGCUGAUCGGUGCAGGAUUCUCGGGGAAGCUAAACACUGCUGUAUGCACGCAUCUCGUGUGCUACGAGCUCAAAGGCAUGAAGUAUGACGUGGCACGGCGGCACCACCUCAGGAUCGUCAACCACAUGUGGCUGGAGGACUGCCUGAGGGAGUGGAGGCUGGUGCCAGAGGAGCGAUACUCCGCCAGUGGAGAGGAGGCGGAGCUGCAGCGGCUGCAGGAGGCAACAGCAGCGGCAGCAGCGGCGGUGGAGGCGCAGCUGAGAGCUGCUGCCUCGCAGGCCUCUGCCAGCACGCCCGCAACUCAACCAGAUGCUGUUGGUGCUGCUGCUGCUACAUGUGAUGUGGGUGGUGCUGCUGCUACAGCCGGUUCUGCUACAGCCGGUGCUGCUGCUGCAGGCCAUGCUACAGGUGGUGGUGCAGUGGGUGGGCGUUCAGAGCACUGCACAGCAGGUGGUGACGUUAGUGCCCGUGGUUCAAGGGAUCGUGCUGCCAACGCACAUGUAGCUGCUUCUGGUGCUGCUGUUGCUGCUGUUGUGGGAGACGGAAGGGGCACUGGGACACGUGGGGCAGUGGGUUGUGUGGGGAGGCGCGAUGGGGCAGGUGGGGCGGUGGGUUGUUGGGGAGGGACGGAAGCGGAAAGGACAGGUGGUGCAAACGCAGGGGAGAGUGGUGGGGUAAGGGUGGGGGUUAGAGAGGCGGAGGGGGGUGUGUUGAGAGGUGUGGGAAUGCAGAGUGCUGGGGCAGUGGAUGUAGGCUGUGAGGCUCGCCGGGGAAUUGCAGGGGGUAGGGAGGGGUUUGGGAAGGCAGUAGACAGGAUGGUGAGAGAACCUGGAGGUGGUUGUAUGAGGCGAGAGGAGGAAGUGGGAGAGGCGGAGGGGGGACGAGAGGGAGGUGGGGUGGGGACUAGGAAGGCAGUUGAACAAGUGGUGAGAGAACAUGGUGGUGGUUGUAUGAGGCGAGAGGAGGGAGUGGGAGAGGAGGGUAGAGGAGAGGAAUGGAGGGUGGUGGAGCGUGUGGAAGGGGAGGAUGAGGGUAAUGAGGACAUGAAGGAAGAGGGGGAGGAAGAAGAGGAAGGGGAGGAGAGAGGAGAUGAGGAAGGAGAGGAGAUGGGGGAAGCGCAAGGGGAGGAGGGAGGGGAGGAAGUGAUUUGUGGGCAAGAGGACAUGGAGGAUGCGGAAACGGAGGAGGAGAGAGAGGAGGAGGAGUGGGGAGAGGAGCGAGGGGAAGAGUGGUGUGAGAAAGGGGAUGAGGAAGAGGAGAUGGGACAGGGGGACAUGUGGCAGCGAAUAGUUGAGGUGGAAACUGGGGAGGGCAGGGAAGUGCGAGUGAGGCAUGGUGGGGAGGGCGAGGGGAGUAAGGUCGGGGAGGGUGAUGGGGGUGAAGAGGCGGAUGGUGAGGGGGGUGAAGGGGGGGAGCAGUCCCCUGAUCCACAGGGCGUUGUUGUGAACCUGAGAGGCAUCUUUGACUCUGUCAGCGACGGGACAGGCGGUUCAGCAGGUGGUGUGGCAGGUGGUGUGGCAGGUGAGCGUGCUAAAGCUGAGCGUGCUACAGCUGAGCGUGCUACAGCUGAGCGUGCUACAGCUGGAGUGGUGAGUCCACUUCAGGCAAGCGGGCAAGGAAGUGUGGCUGCUGAUGUGGCAGAUGCAGCCGGUGAUGUGGCUACCGUGGCAGCUGGCACUGGGAAUGUUCCGGCUCCAACGACCGAGAAAAUAUCGCAAGUGAAAGUUUGCCACCAGCAGCAGCAGCAGCAAGAGGAACACGAGGAGCGAGCUGCUGAAUCAGCAGCAGUACCUUCGCCAACCGAGCCGCAAUCACAGCCACUGCGCCUGAGUGACAUGCACGCGGGCAUAGGCAUGGCGGUGGAUAUGGGUGGACUGAGCUGCAGCUCCAGCCGUGCUGCUUCUGCUGCUGCUGCUGGAAAACGUGCAGAGGGGAGAGGCUGUAGCGGCAGAGGUGAGGAGAGUGUGGGGGUGCUGGUGAGCAGUGGCAAACGUGCAGGGCCCAGCAGGCAGGGUGGGAAGCUCCCAGUGAGGCGUCUCAGGGAGGAGCAGAGAGGCGGCAGUGGGGACGGUGUGGGUUGUGCUUCUCAACGUUGCAGUCCGAUAAAGAGGGGUGCAGGUAGCAGUGAGGAGAAGGCGGAUCGUCCUUCUCAACGUUCCAGUCCGGUGGAGAGGGGUGCAGGUGGCAGUGGGGAGAGGGUGGGUGGUCCUCAGGCUAGGUCGAUGCACAAGGAGGGUGGCGGCUGUGGUGAUGGCAAGGAUGCGAGGGAGGAGGUGCGAAGGGGGGAUGAGGGCGGUGGUGUGAAGGGAGGGGGGGUUGAUGAUGGGGCGAUGGGAGGGAGUAGCAGCAUGGGUGGUGCAACGGGAGGGGGGAUUGAGGAUGGCCUAGGAGGGAGGGGGGUUGAGGGUGGUGUUGUAAUGGGAGGAGGGACUGGUGAUGGUUCAAUGGGAGGGGGAAACGACAAUGGAUUAGCUGGUGUUAGGGAGGCAUGUGGUGGAGAUGAGGGGGGUAAGAGUGAGGAGGGGGACUGUGAGGGGAGGAACAGUGACGGGGGAGACAAUGAAGGUGGAAAGGUUGCUAUGUGCGAUAAGGAUGGUGACAAGCCUGUGUGCCAUGAUGAUGAUGAAACGGAUGGUAGUGGUAGCGAGGAUGGGGUUAAUGCUGGCGGAGGGAAAGAAAACGAGGCUGCUUGUAAGGGGGAUGAGGAUGAGGAUGGGCCGGUCGUCUCCUCUCUUCCUGAUUGGCUGCAGGGCGAUGUGGUCAUUGGCCACGUGGCACCCUCCCCAUUGGUCAAAACGUUCCACAGGAGAAAGCCGGCCCUGGGCAAGGAGAACGUUGAGAAGGAGAAUGUUGCAACGACGAAUCUUGAGAAGGAGGUAUGUGGGGAGCGGUUGGUGACGGUGGGGAGCAGUGACAAGGGGAAGAAGGGGGGGCGAGAAGGGAGGAGAGGGGGAGGCAGGGGACGGGGCAGAGGUGCUGAGAGGAAGAAGGAUGGGCCGCUGUCAAUGACUGUAGAGGGCGGAGAGAAGGAGGGGCCAGAGGAGAGUCUAGGGAAGAGGGGGCGUGAGGAGAGGGAUGGGGGCAGGAAGAAGCGGAAGGGGAGUGAGCGACAAGAGAUGAAGAGGCGGAGGGAUGAGGAGGGGGUGAAGGGGAGUGAGGAGGAAAAAGGGGAGGUUCAGGUGGGUGGCAUGGAUGAAGGGGCUAGAUGCGGUGGAGAGGGAUGGGGGGAGGUGGAGGGCGGUGUUGCAGGUGGGGAAGAGAAGGUGCAUAGGAUUGGUGAGGACAGGGAGAGGGCAAGGGAGCUGAGAACGAAACGCCGUGAAGAUCCCUUGAGAGAUGGGAAGCAGCGGGAAGAGGAGAGAGCGGCACGAAGGAUGGCGUGUGCAGUGGACGAGGUGGGGGGAGCAGCUGGGAGAGAGCUGCGGCAGCAGGAGGAGGAGGAGGAAGAGGAGGAGCAGGGGGGUGGGAGAGAGCAGCAGAAGCAGCAACAAGGGGACAUAGACGGUGAAGGGAGCGAGGGCGGAUGGGAGGAAGAAUGUGAGAGAGAGCAGCAGCAACAGCAGCAGCAGCGGAGGGUUUUGAAGCGCCUCAAACUGGUAAGGCAGCAGCAAGAGGCGAAUGGAGAUGCAGAGGGGAGGGAGGGCAAGCGAGAAGAGGUGAAGGGGAAAGGCAGGGCCAGUAGAGGCAAGGCAGAUGUUGCUGCUGCUGCUAUUGCUGCUUCUGCUGCUGCUGCUGCAAAGCGGAGGAAAAAUGAAUCUGGGGCGGCUGGAGAGUCGCGGGGUGGGAAGAAGAAGUGUGUUGAGAGAGGCAAGGGUGCAGGAGGAGGGGAGAGGAGGGGACAAAGAGGCACAGGAAUCGGGUGUCAAGCGAGGAGGCGUGGAGGUGCUGACGAUGAGGAAGGUGUGGGGGAAGAAAUUGGUGAGGUGGUAGGUGUUGAGGGAGAGAGUGAGAAUGAUGUUGUGGUGGUUGGUGCAGAGGAGAGUGAUGAUGAGGCUGUGAUGGUGCAUGGGGAUGUGGAGGACAAGGAGGCGGAUAUGAAUUCACGCAAAAACGCACCUGCUGCUCCUGCUGUUAAGGGGACUGAUCCAAUAAGCAGCUCCAGCCCCAGUGGCAGCGGUGGUGGUGCUGCUGGUGGUGGUGCUGGUGCUGGUGGCAGCAUUGGUGGUCGUGCCAGCAGCAAGAGCUGCAGCCAGGCAGACGGGCAGAAACGAGACGCUGUGGCAGCAACCAAAGGGGGGGACGAGCAGGGCGAGGCAGAGGGCAGUGGAGACAAGGGAGGUGCGGAGAUGAGCAUGUGGGGGGGCGGCGAGCGGUGGUUCCUGCUGGGGGGGUCAUCACGCAGUGAGGGGCAGCUGAGGGCCAUUGUCACUAAGCUGGGCGGCCGCGUGUGUGGCGAGGCAGGGAGCGCUGCUGCUGAUGCUGCCGCUGGUGGUGGAGCUGGUGGUAAGGGUGGCAAGGGCGGGAAGGGGGGGCGGAAGGGCGAGAGGGGGGAGGGAGCGGAGCUGCAGUGGCACCCCAAGGCCACGCAUGUCAUCCUGCCCCCGCCCCUCAAGCGCACUGAGAAGCUCAUUGCUGCUCUGGCUGCUGGCCGGUGGGUGCUCAAACCCGACUACCUCACAGCGAGCGCCACAGCAGCCCAUUUCCUCCCAAAGGGCCCGUGGGUGCUCACACCAGACUACCUCACAGUCAGCACAGCAGUGUGUCGUUUCCCUCACUGGGACAGGUGGGUGCUCACACCAGAUUACCUCACAGCGAGUGCCACAGCGGGCCACUUCCUCCCCGAGGGCGCGUUUGAGUGGCGGGGCGGGGGCAGCAACAGGGACGGGACGGUGGAGCUCGCAGCGCCUGGCAAAUGGCGACAGCAGUGCAUCAGGAAUGGGGGGAGAGGGGCGUUUCAUGGGGUGCGGGUGCUGCUGGCGCCUCCUUCUGACAGCCCUACUUCCAUGGUACGUGCAUCAAAGGGAAAGGCUUCUGGUUCGCAAGUGGCUGCGGUACAGGGGGGGGUAGGGGAAGGGGGCGUCCUAGAGUGGCCAUUUGUGAGUGGCGGGGCGGGGGCAGCAACAGGGACGGGACGGUGGAGCUGGCAGCGCCUGGCAAGUGGCGACAGCAGUGCAGCAGGAAUGGGGGGAGAGGGGCGUUUCACGGGGCACGGGUGCUGCUGGCGCCUCCCCAAGAUGGCCCUUCCUCUAUGGACGUGCUGCACCGCAUUCUCACAGCAGGGGGGCAACUGUAAUGCGAAUGCGGCUGAUAUCCUCUGUCCUCUCCCUCUCCCCCCUCCGCACACAACAAAACACAUACAGGACGUGCUGCACCGCAUUCUCACAGCAGGGGGGGCGGACGUGGCUCGAGCCUCAGAGCCCUGUGUGGCGGCGGCUCUCGCGCCGCAGUUUGACUUCAUUGUGCUCAAGCCAGAGCCCUGUGUGGCGGCGGCUCUCGCCCCGCACUUCGACUUUGUUGUGCUCAAACCAGAGACGUCUGAAAGAGACCCUGUGGCCCGCCGCCUGCUGGCCCCCUCGCGCCACAACUCCCCCGCGGUCGUCUCCCCCGACUGGUUCAUCGCCCUCCUCGCCCGCCCCUCCUCCAUGCGCGUCUCCCCACUGCCCCACGUGCUAUUUGACACCGAGCCAGCUGUCGUCGCCUCAUUGGCCGACGUUCACAGCAGGCAGAGGGGAUUGAGGGUACCAGUGAAGCAGCAGGAGGAUGUGGAGGAGAAGGAGGAAGGGGAGGAGGGGAAAGAAGAGGGGGAGGAGGAGGAAGAAGACGAGGGGGUGGAGGAGGGGCAGGAGGAGGGGAAGGAGGAGAAGGAAGAAGAAGAGGAAGCUGUUGCUGACGAAGAAAGGGCAAUUGGGAAAAGAGAAAAGCGCUUAUCUUUCGAGAACUCGCUUCACACAGUCAAUGCGGGUCACAGCAAUGGCACUGUUGACGGUGAUGAAGCUGGUGCUGAUUUUGAUGCGCAUGCUGAUUGUGAUGCUGACACAGAUAGUGAGAAAGAUGAUGAUGAUGAGAGUGGUGGCUGGGCGGCCACGGCGCAUGUGCGUCUGGGUGAGAGCAUUGGCCUCUCCAGCUUCACAGAGGAAUCACAGGACGUUGGCGGUGGUAUGGCUGCUGCCCUUGCUACUGGCGCUGGUCGGAAAAUGAGUGCGGCUGGUGGUGCGGCUGCUGCCGGUGGUGGUGUGGCUGGUGGGUUGCGUAAGGGAAAGGCAACGGCUGGUGGUGGAAGGAAUACAGGGAUCCUUGAUAACCUGCCAGCAGCCAUGGUCAGGAUGCGCGCGGAGGAAGGUGGUGAGUCCAUCAAGACUUAUGAGCGUGGAUUUCCUGUGGGCUUUAAGGCUCCUUCCGAAACGAAUGGGCCGGAUGAGUAUUUCUUGCACAACCACCUGCGGUUCACUGUGCUGUUCCACAAAGACCCCACGAAUAAUCUGGCUCGCGUCGUCGGUUUCGAAGUCGAACCAUUUAGUGUGAAGCACCAGUACGAGGGUACCUACAACCCGGCGAAGCCUAUCCUCACGACCUGCAACCCAGGGAACCCGACGCAGCAUGUGGAUAGCGGCAUGCCACCGCAGCCGAUCAAGGAGAACGAGGAGGUCAUCUUCACCUACGAUGUGAUGUUCAAGCCGAGCAACGUGAAGUGGGCGUCUCGCUGGGACACGUACCUUCUCAUGACGGACGACCAGAUCCACUGGUUCUCCAUCAUCAACUCUCUCAUGAUCGUGCUCUUCCUCUCGGGCAUGGUUGCCAUGAUCAUGAUGCGCACUCUGCACCGCGACAUCUCCCAGUACAAUCAGCUGGAGACUCAGGAGGAGGCACAGGAGGAGACUGGUUGGAAGCUGGUCCAUGGUGAUGUGUUCCGCCCGCCCAACUAUGCCGGCCUGCUCUGCGUGUAUGUCGGCACCGGUGUGCAGCUGUUCUUCAUGACCCUUGUCACGAUGGUGUUCGCGCUUCUCGGAUUCCUCUCCCCGUCCAACCGCGGUGGGCUUAUGACUGCCAUGCUUCUGCUCUGGGUCUUCAUGGGUCUCUUGGCUGGAUACUCGUCCGCCCGCCUCUACAAGGCCUUUAAGGGCACUGACUGGAAGCUGAACACCAUUCGCACUGCAGUCACCUACCCUGUUGUUGUCUUCGUCAUCUUCUUCAUCCUUAACAUCCUGAUCUGGAAGGAGAAGUCAUCUGGAGCCGUCCCCUUCGGCACCAUGUUCGCUCUCUUCUUCCUCUGGUUCGGCAUCUCUGUGCCUCUAGUCCUUCUGGGAAGCUACUUCGGCUUCAAGAAGCCAGCUAUUGAGGAUCCUGUCCGCACGAACAAGAUCCCGCGACAGAUCCCCGAGCAGGCGUGGUACAUGCACCCCGUGUUCUCCAUCCUCAUUGGAGGCAUUCUGCCCUUCGGUGCAGUGUUCAUCGAGCUCUUCUUCAUCCUCACCUCCAUGUGGCUGCAGCAGUUCUACUACAUCUUCGGUUUCCUCUUCAUCGUCUUCGUCAUCCUCAUCAUCACGUGCGCAGAGAUCACCAUUGUGCUCUGCUACUUCCAGCUGUGCAGUGAGGACUAUCGCUGGUGGUGGAGAGCGUAUCUGACCUCUGGUUCAUCGGCUCUUUACCUCUUCCUCUAUGCGACCUUCUACUUCUUCACCAAGCUGGAGAUCACCAAGCUCGUGUCAGCUAUCCUUUACUUCGGCUACAUGGUCAUCAUCUCCUACAGCUUCUUCAUUCUCACAGGGACCAUUGGGUUCUAUGCUUGCUACUGGUUUGUGCGCCUGAUCUAUGCAUCGGUCAAGAUUGAUUGA
Molecule: messenger RNA, 7869 nt
Organism: Closterium sp. NIES-65
Lineage: Eukaryota; Viridiplantae; Streptophyta; Zygnematophyceae; Desmidiales; Closteriaceae
Source: the annotation of a GenBank genome assembly